AUGAACUACGACGACUCUGAGGAACCCAUCUUCAACCGCAACCUCGUGGUGCCCACCCUCCUCUUCGGCAUCCUCUCUCCCGGUCUCCUCCUCACCCUCCCCGCCGAGUCUCGCGGCUUCUGGCUCUCUGGCCAAACCUCGACCCGAGCGAUCGUGGCCCACACCAUCGUGUUCGGCGCCGUGCUGGCCCUCGUCCGCAGCCUGUGGCCCAGCAAGAAGACCACCUCCAAGUAG
Messenger RNA from Acanthamoeba castellanii str. Neff, 234 nucleotides. RefSeq lists its product as uncharacterized. The coding region runs from base 1 to 234 and encodes 77 amino acids. The transcript is spliced from 2 exons. The record is from RefSeq and is a predicted model, not a curated record. NCBI's taxonomy places the organism in Eukaryota, Discosea, Longamoebia, Acanthamoebidae.